Molecule: messenger RNA, 774 nt
Organism: Angiostrongylus costaricensis
Lineage: Eukaryota; Metazoa; Nematoda; Chromadorea; Rhabditida; Metastrongylidae
Source: the annotation of a GenBank genome assembly
GAAAUUCCAUGCCUCGACGAGACACGGAUAGUCCUUCAACCGAGCGAGGGCUGCGAUAAUGACUAUAUACAUGCAAAUAGAGUGAAGAUGGAUAAGUUGGACCGAGAAUUUAUCUUAACGCAAGGACCAAAGAGCAACACCGUCGAAGAUUUCUGGAGGAUGGUUUUUCAACAACAAUGCUCUGGCGUGAUCAUGCUUUGUAAUUUUUACGAGGAUGGGACACAAUCAUGCGAAGAAUUCUGGCCAACUGACGCCGGUGGAUACAAAUACUACGGGAAAAUGUUCGUCAAUAACAAAAGAAUCGACCAUCUUGACCAGUACGAUGUCUACACGCUUGAAGUGCUGCCUGAUGGUUGUUCAAACUCAAUACUUACAAAAUUGGCUCAUUGCACUAUGUGGCCGAGAAAAGCAGUUCCGCCCAGUGGUCGAAUGGUUUUACGACUACUUAGAUGGACUCAGUCAUUAGAGCCAGGACCGGUAACGUUGCUCUGUAGCGCUGGUAUCGGUCGAACAGGUACUUUAGUAGCAAUCGAUGCCGUUUGCAACCGGCUUUUCAAGGGAUUUGAAGGAAAGGUGAAGGAGGUCGCAUUAAGCAUACGUAAACAGCGAGCGUUAUCUAUACACAAUGAGUUACAGUACUUCUUUAUCUACUCUACUGUCCUCGAUUAUAUCAGGGUGAGACAAUUAAUCAAUACGAUAACGAUUAGGAAACAAAAAAGCAACAAUGAUUAUGUCAACAGCUUCUAUGACGACUUAAUAAGAGCACAAAUUUGA